AUGAGCAUUGCAGCGAAACUGAGAGAUCUCCAAGAAGAAGUCGUAAGUGCUGGCAAGGCCAAGAUGUCGCUACUCGAAGAGAUAAAGUCUCUCAAAGCCGAACUGAAUAUCCAACGGAUAGAGUACGAGGCCGAGUCGGAGCGCUCCGCUCGGUUGUCUGAGCAACUCACGCUGCAGACCCAACGGGAGGAGGAGAGAAAAAAGUAG
Molecule: messenger RNA, 207 nt
Organism: Perkinsus marinus ATCC 50983
Lineage: Eukaryota; Perkinsozoa; Perkinsida; Perkinsidae
Exons: 2
Coding region: 1-207 (68 amino acids)
Source: RefSeq, a predicted model, not a curated record